ACUGAUUCACCGAGUCCAUCUUUCUUGAUCUAAAACUAAUCCGGAUGGGCGGAGUGGUGGUCGGGGAGAUCUGUCUCUUUAAGAGAAGUGCUUUUAUGUGUUGCCCGAGACCCUCCCCCCGCUCUCCCACUUCUCUGAUUAUAUUUAAUCCCAUUGUCUGUCUGCGGAACACCAACUACUGCCCGAAUGGCUGGCCAGCGAGUCCCUUUCACAUGGAGAUGAGGUCCCUCAAAUGCAAAGAACUUUAACCGGAUUGUCGCUACGAAAAGAGGCGAGGACAAGAUUUUAUAAGCAGGCGAACAAAUCUAAGCGAAGACAAACAGAUCUGCGACAAAGAUACCUAGAGAGCGGGAAAGUGAGAGGGGAAAGCUUUUUGAAAACGGCUCCCAUGAAGUCGACUACAGUGUGCGCGGUGCCGCGCAGGACAUCAGAUCAGUGACAGGGCGCGGACCUGCAGCGCUGUUCAGAGACUUUGCUCAGGUGCGGACACGGCGGUUUCGUUCACUGUUUGCGUAUUAACUACUACAAUCGGGAAACCAUAUUUGUGAUUGGAAUACAGCCGCACCUUUUAUUAUUUGCAAUUGCUGAAAGAAGAUGCCUGCGCCCGGAGUCCAGAUGUUCUGCACGCUGCUCUUCGUGCUGCUCUGCCUCUUGGCUUUCGGCUCGCCCCACCCUUGUCCGCUUUCCUGCGAGUGCUCCGAAGCGGCUAAGACUGUUAAAUGUGUCGGGAGGUAUCUGACCGCCAUUCCCACAGAUAUCCCGGGAUUCACCCGGAAUUUAUUUAUCACGGGGAAUCGCAUUAGUAAGAUCGGACCUGAACCAUUUAAAGCCCUGGAGAAUCUAACCACGCUGUCCCUAAGUAAUAACAGAAUCAGUGUGAUAGAGCCCAAAACGUUUGCUUCACUACGCAAUCUUCGCCUCCUUGAUCUGAGCAACAACCAGCUUGCUGUCAUCAGUCAUGAUGCCUUCAGCACCGAGAACAACUCCAUUCGUGGACUCAACCUCAGUCGCGCCUUUUACAACCACUCGAGCAUCGACGACCUCAUGGGCUCCCUUUGUCAAGGCAGUUUCGCCAACUUGCAGGACCUGGAUCUCUCCGAGAAUGGGAUUAUCUACUUGCCGCCAUUCAUGUUCUCCUCCUUGUCUGGUCUGAAAUACCUAAACCUAAGGAACAAUUCAAUUGUGUUUGUCAAAAACUCCACAUUCUACGGCCUCAGCCUGGAAGUGCUUGACUUGUCCUUUAACGCCAUCAAGACGUUUAAAGCAGAUAGUCUGAGAGAUUUUGACAGGCAGCAGAAGGUACAGAUCCAGCUCAGGGACAAUCCUUUUGUCUGCACUUGUGGCAUCGAAGAUUUUUUAGAUUGGCUGAACAUCACUAAAGCCGUGGUGGAUGCUGAAAAGUUGGUGUGCGCCUUCCCUAAAGAGCUUCGCAAUGUGUCGCUGCUCUCCUUGAAAGACACAGAACUUGAGUGCCACUCCAAUGAGCAUGCAGAGAUUGCCUUGCAGACAUCCUAUGUCUUUCUUGGAAUUGUCCUUGGAUUUAUUGGCAUCAUAUUUCUCUUUGUUCUGUACUUGAACAGGAAGGGCAUUAAAAAGUGGAUCAUUAACCUGAGGGAUACAUGCCGUGAACUGAUGCAGAGUUACCAUUACAGGUAUGAGAUCGACUCGGACCCCAGGCUGUCCCAGGUCUCCACAUCUGACUUGUGAUAUCCAUGGAAGUGGCACAUUAAAGGCGGAGAGAAAAAAACAAAACAAAAAAUAAACACUUAUUUUCUAAGACUUUAUAUUUAUGGGGGACUUAUA
Molecule: messenger RNA, 1803 nt
Organism: Polypterus senegalus (gray bichir)
Lineage: Eukaryota; Metazoa; Chordata; Cladistia; Polypteriformes; Polypteridae
Product: trophoblast glycoprotein-like
Exons: 2
Coding region: 595-1707 (370 amino acids)
Biological process (GO): negative regulation of canonical Wnt signaling pathway
Cellular component (GO): plasma membrane
Molecular function (GO): protein binding
Source: RefSeq, a predicted model, not a curated record